AGCGCAUGUCUGUGGGAGACACAAGUUCCAGAGUGUGCUGAUGGGUGGAUCAGAUCUGCAGUGUGUUUCAGGAGUAGGAGGGGCUAAGAAAUGGGUGCGUCCCCCAACCUGAUGCUAGCCCCCUUCCUGUUACUUCUCACCCACAGCAGGAGCCCCUUGUCUUUCAGGCCAUGCAGCCAUGUUCCGGGAGCCCUAAUUGCACAGAAGCCCAUGGGGAGCUCCAGACCGGCAGCCCUGCUCCUGCCUCUCCUCCUCAUAGUCAUCGACCUCUCUGACUCUGCUGGGAUUGGCUUUCGCCACCUGCCCCACUGGAACACCCACUGUCCUCUGGCCUCCCACACAGAUGACAGUUUCACUGGAAGUUCUGCCCAUAUCCCUUGCCGCACCUCGUGGGCCCUCUUCUCCACAAAGCCUUGGUGUGUGCGAGUCUGGCACUGUUCCCGCUGUUUGUGCCAGCAUCUGCUGUCAGGUCGCUCAGGUCUUCAACGGGGCCUCUUCCACCUCCUGGUGCAGAAAUCCAAAAAGUCUUCCACAUUCAAGUUCUAUAGGAGACACAAGAUGCCAGCACCUGCUCAGAGGAAGCUGCUGCCUCGUCGUCACCUGUCUGAGAAGAGCCAUCACAUUUCCAUCCCCUCCCCAGACAUCUCCCACAAGGGACUUCGCUCUAAAAGGACCCAACCUUCGGAUCCAGAGACAUGGGAAAGUCUUCCCAGAUUGGACUCACAAAGGCAUGGAGGACCCGAGUUCUCCUUUGAUUUGCUGCCUGAGGCCCGGGCUAUUCGGGUGACCAUAUCUUCAGGCCCUGAGGUCAGCGUGCGUCUUUGUCACCAGUGGGCACUGGAGUGUGAAGAGCUGAGCAGUCCCUAUGAUGUCCAGAAAAUUGUGUCUGGGGGCCACACUGUAGAGCUGCCUUAUGAAUUCCUUCUGCCCUGUCUGUGCAUAGAGGCAUCCUACCUGCAAGAGGACACUGUGAGGCGCAAAAAAUGUCCCUUCCAGAGCUGGCCAGAAGCCUAUGGCUCGGACUUCUGGAAGUCAGUGCACUUCACUGACUACAGCCAGCACACUCAGAUGGUCAUGGCCCUGACACUCCGCUGCCCACUGAAGCUGGAAGCUGCCCUCUGCCAGAGGCAUGACUGGCAUACCCUUUGCAAAGACCUCCCGAAUGCCACGGCUCGAGAGUCAGACGGGUGGUAUGUUUUGGAGAAGGUGGACCUGCACCCCCAGCUCUGCUUCAAGUUCUCUUUUGGAAACAGCAGCCAUGUUGAAUGCCCCCACCAGACUGGGUCUCUCACAUCCUGGAAUGUAAGCAUGGAUACCCAAGCCCAGCAGCUGAUUCUUCACUUCUCCUCAAGAAUGCAUGCCACCUUCAGUGCUGCCUGGAGCCUCCCAGGCUUGGGGCAGGACACUUUGGUGCCCCCCGUGUACACUGUCAGCCAGGCCCGGGGCUCAAGCCCAGUGACACUAGACCUCAUCAUUCCCUUCCUGAGGCCAGGGUGCUGUGUUCUGGUGUGGCGGUCAGAUGUCCAGUUUGCCUGGAAGCACCUCUUGUGUCCGGAUGUCUCUUACAGACACCUGGGGCUCUUGAUCCUGGCACUGCUGGCCCUCCUCACCCUACUGGGUGUUGUUCUGGCCCUCACCUGCCGGCGCCCACAGUCAGGCCCGGGCCCAGCGCGGCCAGUGCUCCUCCUGCACGCGGCGGACUCGGAGGCGCAGCGGCGCCUGGUGGGAGCGCUGGCUGAACUGCUACGGGCAGCGCUGGGCGGCGGGCGCGACGUGAUCGUGGACCUGUGGGAGGGGAGGCACGUGGCGCGCGUGGGCCCGCUGCCGUGGCUCUGGGCGGCGCGGGCGCGCGUAGCGCGGGAGCAGGGCACUGUGCUGCUGCUGUGGAGUGGCGCCGACCUUCUCCCGGUCAGCGGCCCCGACCCCCGCGCCGCGCCCCUGCUCGCCCUGCUCCACGCUGCCCCGCGCCCGCUGCUGCUGCUCGCUUACUUCAGUCGCCUCUGCGCCAAGGGCGACAUCCCCCCGCCGCUGCGCGCCCUGCCGCGCUACCGCCUGCUGCGCGACCUGCCGCGCCUGCUGCGGGCGCUGGACGCGCGGCCUUUCGCAGAGGCCACCAGCUGGGGCCGCCCUGGGGCGCGGCAGCGCAGGCAGAGCCGCCUAGAGCUGUGCAGCCGGCUCGAACGAGAGGCCGCCCGACUUGCAGACCUAGGUUGAGCAGAGCUCCACCGCAGUCCCGGGUGUCUGCGGCCGCAACGCAACGGACACUGGCUGGAACCCCGGAAUGAGCCUUCGACCCUGAAAUCCUUGGGGUGCCUCGAGGACGACUGGCCGAAAAGCCUUAUUCCCUGCCUCACAGGCCGGAAGUCCCAGCCCAGUCCCCGCGCGCGUCCCUCUUCCUCCUCAUACUUUCCCUUGACUGAGAGCUCCUCUAACCCCUGUUCUGAUGGUGGGGGGGGGGGCGGGGGCGGUCUUCCCAUUUCCUCUCCAGAACUCCAGAAAGAGCAGUGUGCUUAUGCUUCAGUCCAGGCUGGAGAGGUUGGGGCCGGGGUAGGGAGGCAGGAGCCAUGUCAGUUCUGAAGGAGGGUGAGGCGGUGGGGGAUUGUAGGGGACGGCUGAGAGAAAACCUCCUUGGGGGCCAGGGAUUCCCUUUCCCACUCUGAGGCUCUGGCCAGAGGGAGAGAGGACUCUGGACCUAGGAAAAGAGGCUUUUGGCUCCGGGUGGUCAGGACGGUGGGGGUUGGGGGUGGGGUGGGUGGGUGCUGGCGGUGGGGACCAAGAUCCGGAAAGAUGAAUAAAGACAAACAUGACAAACUAAGAAAA
Molecule: messenger RNA, 2820 nt
Organism: Pan troglodytes (chimpanzee)
Lineage: Eukaryota; Metazoa; Chordata; Mammalia; Primates; Hominidae
Gene: IL17RE
Product: interleukin 17 receptor E
Exons: 17
Coding region: 91-2214 (707 amino acids)
Molecular function (GO): interleukin-17 receptor activity
Source: RefSeq, a predicted model, not a curated record